This is a messenger RNA of Neogale vison (American mink), 2222 nucleotides long. RefSeq names its product serum response factor binding protein 1 (gene SRFBP1). The transcript has 8 exons. Gene Ontology annotation, cellular component: 90S preribosome; nucleus. The record is from RefSeq and is a predicted model, not a curated record. Gene Ontology annotation, biological process: maturation of SSU-rRNA. NCBI's taxonomy places the organism in Eukaryota, Metazoa, Chordata, Mammalia, Carnivora, Mustelidae. The coding region runs from base 141 to 1424 and encodes 427 amino acids.
UGCUCAAGCAUCGGCCCGAACGCGCCGCGGAUGAGUUUUGGGACACAAAGGCAGCCGUAGAGGGGCGUGGUGACGGAGCCGCGAUUUUCCGGUUCACGUGCCUGCUGCCGCUGCUGCCGCGGGAUCUUUUCAGACGCACCAUGGAGCAGCCGGGGACUCUCAACCUCAAUAACGAGGUUGUGAAGAUGAGAAAAGAAGUGAAGAGAAUCCGGGUGUUGGUUAUCCGAAAACUUGUCAGAAGUGUUGGCAGACUGAAGUCAAAAAAGGGUACCGAAGAUGCACUGUUAAAAAACCAGAGGCGGGCACAACGACUGCUUGAAGAAAUUCAUGCUAUGAAGGAAUUGAAACCUGAUGUAGUAACUAAAUCUGCACUCGGUGAUGAUAUCAGCUUUGAAAAAAUCUGCAAAAAGCCUGAUUCUACUGCAGCUGAAAGAGCAGUUGCCAGACUAGCAAUGCAUCCUCUUCUGAAGAAAAAAAUAGAUGUGCUAAAAGCUGCUGUCAAAGCCUUUAAAGAUGCAAGACAAAAUGUUGUUGAAGUUAAAUCAUCAGAGACUGCUUUAGAAGAAAAUCAUUCCAAGGACACUUUGUGUUCAAAUGAUGAUGCCAGUAAGUUACAGCAUGAAGGAACUAUUACCAGUGAGCAAAAAGAGAAAGAAGCCAAAAUAUUGGCAAAGAAACCAAUAAAUUCAAAAGAAAAAAGAACCAAGAUGGAACAUGGACCCAAUGCUGUAGACCUUCCAAACUCUCCAUCAAAGCCUUCUGAAAGGGCUGGUAUAGUUUCUUCUGAGCCCCGGAAGAUACCUGCUGACCCAAAAAUGAAAACCUUAAGUAAAAUCAAAAAAGGGAAAGAGUCCAGUAGCUCCCUUGAUGAUAACAGUGAUGGAGAAGAAUUACAAGAAGAAGAAAAGGAGUAUUUUGAUGAUAGCACAGAGGAAAGGUUUUACAAACAGUCCUCCAUGUCUGAGGAGAGUGACAGUGGUGAUGACUUCUUCAUUGGGAAAGUCAGGAGGACACGAAAGAAGGAAAGUAGUUGCCAUUCUUCAGUUAAGGAACAAAAGCCUCCACAAAAAGUGUUACCUGAGGAAGAUACACUCGAAACCCAUCAGAGUAUAAGAAAUGACAUAAACAAGCCAAGUACAGAAUCAAGGAAGUUUGAGUCUGUGUUUUUCCAUUCUUUAUCAGGAUCUAAAAAUUCUAGAAGAAAUUACAGAGAACAGGCUCCAAAAAACAAAACCCCAGGUUUUCAGCAGAAUGAACCUCAGCUCAAGAAUCUGUUUAAUAAGAGUACACAAAAAGGAUUUCAAGAUACAAAACAGCAAUCACAGCUGCCUCUUCAUCCUUCGUGGGAAGCAAGCAGGAGGCGAAAAGAACAGCAAUCUAAAAUUGCUGUGUUUCAGGGGAAAAAAAUUACAUUUGAUGAUUGAUUAGUAUAGUACCUCAUUUUGUGAACCAGCCCAUUAUUAAAGUUAUGUUUCCAUAAGCCUACUUCAAAUCAACUAUUAAUAUACCCAUGCUGUUACCUGUAUGAAAGAAUUUUUAGAUUAUAGCUAUCUCAGAUUUCCUCAUUUGUGUUUAACAUGAAGGGUAUUUCACAGGUUUAACUCUGUCUUGCCUUGAAAAUAAAUUUUGAGAAGAUACAUUAAAAUAAUAAUGGAAAAUAUGAGGAAAUUGUAGUAAUUUAAAAGAGAUCACCUUUACUGAAAGUUAUUCUUAGCAAAGCUAAGAUAGUAACUUUUAUAUGGGUAUAGAGAUAAUAAAUUAACAAAUACUUUUAUUUUAUUUGUAAUUAUUUAUGGUCUACUUUUUGUCUAUCUUAAAAUAGAUGCCAGGCAGUUUUUGAUUUCAGAAUUAUGUCUCUUUUAGGCAACAUGUAGCAACACAACCAGUAAUUUGUUAUAAAUGUCACUGCAUAGAAAUAUUUAUUUAAAUCAAGAAUGUAUAACAUACAUUUACUGGACCAUAUACUUAUAGAAACAUUUUUUUGUGGAAUCAUGGAUUAGAAUUCAAAAGGCUAAACUCUGAAGGAGGUAUGAUUGAAGAAGCAUUUCCAGAUAACUGAAUGCUGUGAUGAGAUGACUCACUGAGGAAGGAACUACCCUCUAUGGAGUACUGUUAUUUCAAAGGAAAAUGGAAUUUUAAAAAUCCUUGCAGAUGUUUCGCUUUCACUUCUCUGGAAGAAAUUAAGUGUUCUUGGUUAACUAAACAAAGAUAACUAAAUUCCA